AUUCCCACGGCCCAAACCAAACACCGACCCGCACGUCUCCUCCUCCUCCCCUUUCCGGCUCUCCCCAGCUCAAUCAACCCUUCCGGCCUUCCCCUCCCCUCCUCCACGCCGACCACUCCCCUCCUCAUCGCCGCCGAUCACUCUCCCCACAACCGCAUCGAUCCAAAGCUCGCUCUAGGUUAUCCGCCCGUCCGCUUCCCGGGGCUCCACCGGCCCGGCUCGAUUCGCGCCGGGGGUGGCUGCUCCGUGCUCUGAGCCACCCGUCGCCGCUGUAGCCCGCUGCUGCGGGGAGUGCUCCUCUGUUGGCUGCCGCUGGUGUAGGGGUCCAGGGUUUUGUCUUCGCCAGGCGGAGGGCGCAUGGGGAUGGUGCCCAACGGGCUCCUGCCGAAUGCGUCCACCGGGGUGACCCGGCGGCUCGACCCCGAGCGCUGGGCGGUCGCGGAGGGCCGCACUGCUGAGCUGAUCGCGCGCAUCCAGCCCAACGCACACUCCGAGGGUCGGAGACUGGCCGUGUACCACUACGUGCAGCGGCUCAUAAUGAACUGCCUCUCGUGCCAGGUUUUUACCUUCGGGUCAGUCCCUCUCAAGACUUACUUACCUGAUGGUGACAUUGAUGUCACUGCUUUUAGUAAUAGUGAUGAAUUAAAGGAGAUUUGGGCAAAUCUUGUCCGGGAUGCGUUGGAGCGUGAAGAGAAGAGUGAAAAUUCUGAAUUUCAUGUAAAAGAAGUCCAGUAUAUUCAGGCAGAGGUCAAGAUUAUUAAGUGUCUUGUGGAAAACAUUGCUGUCGACAUCUCAUUUAAUCAAGUUGGUGGACUAUGUACACUUUGUUUUCUUGAAGAGGUCGACAACUUGAUCAGUCGAAAUCAUUUAUUCAAGCGGAGUAUCAUAUUGAUAAAAGCAUGGUGUUACUAUGAGAGUCGUAUUCUUGGAGCUCACCAUGGUCUUAUAUCUACUUAUGCAUUGGAGACGCUGGUUCUGUACAUAUUUCAUAUAUUCAACAACUCUUUUACUGGACCUCUUGAGGUUAUGUACCGUUUCUUGGAAUUUUUCAGCAACUUUGAUUGGGAGAAAUUUUGUUUGAGCUUGCGGGGCCCAGUUCCUAUAAGUUCACUUCCAGAUAUGACUGCGGAACCUCCGCUGAUGGACAGUGGUGAAUUGUUGCUGGACAAGUCCUUCCUGGAUAACUGUAGCACUGCAUAUGGAGUUGUGCCUCGCACGCAGGAGAAUCAGGGUCGACCAUUUGUUUCCAAACACUUCAAUGUUAUUGAUCCUUUACGUGCAAACAAUAAUCUCGGAAGAAGUGUCAGCAAAGGCAAUUUCUUUAGAAUACGCAGUGCUUUUGCAUAUGGAGCGAAAAGGCUUGGAAAGUUACUUGAAUGUCCAAAACAAGAUUUAAUUACUGAAUUGAAUCAGUUCUUCACAAAUACAUGGAUAAGACAUGGGAGUGGAAGUCGUCCUGAUGUGCAGCCUCAGAAAGUUGUACCUUCUGUAGCGUCAAACAGUCACAGCAACGACAUCACUAAGUCUUCACAGGAUGAACCAGUGUCUUCCUUGAGCAGUUCAUCUCACCCUAGUGCAAAGGCAGUUUCUGACUCAAAUAGUGUUUCGAGCAGCUAUCGUGAAGAUAAUGGUUGUGUGAUGAACGGAGAACGUCCUUCUGUCUCUGAAUCAUCAGAUAUGCGCCAUGAUGAACAAUUUCUGGUUAAUUUAAUGGAUUCCGUGAAGUUGCAUGGAUCCAAUGGACAGAUUCAAUUGCCAAUGCAAUUACCUUCUCAUCUGUCUGUAGCACAUUCCCCUUUAUUGGCUCCAACAACUUUUUUACAAAAGCACUUGGCUGGGGUUCGACCACCUAACUUAACUGGGGCACCAUGGUUGCCCAAUAUGCAGUUCCUCCAUGGAUUGGUGACACCAACAGCCCAAUACAUACACAAUCCAACUUUGGCACCAAGUGUUGAAGAUGGCAGUGAGAGUGAGAAGCCUACUACAUCGGAUGCAAACCAUGAUACUGACAAAACUUGGCAUCAGUAUGGUAUUGGAUAUUCUAAACAAUUUGAUCCUGAAGCGAGAGAUCCUCACAUCUAUGAUAUUGAUGGGAAGGAACGUCCUUCUUUUCCUAAUGGUGUACACGGUGCCCCAUUGGAAAGGCAGAUGGAAUUCACUCUUGAGAAUAAUGGUGCAGAUGAUGAAACCUAUAACAGCAUGUUCCAGAAUCAAACAAGUAGAGAAGGCAAUGUAGAUUACUCUAAGAGGAGUGGUUUUGUGAACGUGCCAUCUUCGCAUGGCAGUUCAUCCAGAGGCAAAGCUCUGGAUGCUAGUUCAUGGGAUGAAGUUUCUGUAAAUACAACAAGGUCAUCAAGAAACAAAUGGGGAAAAGAACCUGGCUUUGCGGCACCGGCCACAUCCACACAUAGCAAGACUGGUGGGCAGAUGGGAAAUGCCAAUGAUCAUCUCCCAACUGAAGUUGACAAUGGCCCUAGAAAUGGGACAGUGGUACCAAUCAUUAAUGAAGCUUCUGAGAUAGUAGCAGGGUCCGAUUCUUUUUCAACACAAACAAGAACUAGUGCACCUUUUCUUUUUGGUUCACCACAGCAGAGGCAAGCUGAUAAAUCUGGACUGACUUUUGUUCCAACAGGCACACCAGUUCCUUUCGUUGUCCUCCCAUUUAUUCCAGGGAAUAGCGAUGGUUCUGGUCCCCAGUUUGAGAGAAAUGAAGGAAUUGAUCAGCUUUCUGCCAAAAUUGCGUGUCAAAAUUUCUGUUCACUUAGUGAUGUUCACCAACCAGAUUCUGGUGCUACCUCAACAGCAUCAAUCAGUACUAUGACUGAGCCAUCUGGGGAACACAAGCCUGACAUCUUGAAAGGUGAUCUCGUUAACCAUUGGUACAAUCUACAGUAUGCCCGACUCUGCCAGAAUGCUCGUUCCCUGGGUCCUGUUCUAUACCCUUUUCCGGUACCACCAAUGUAUUUGCAGGGCCAUGCGCCAUGGGAUGGGCCUGGAGGACCAGUUGCACCAAAUGUUAACUGGACACAAAUGAUUGGUCCUGGUCAACGAGUAUUUCCUGUGAUGCCUCUGCAACCUGCUGCGGAAAGAGGUACUGGCGUUUUCCAGCACUAUGGAGAAGAUGCACCCAGAUACCGUGGAGGCACAGGAACGUACAUGCCAAAUCCUAAGGUUCCGUUUAGGGACCGGCACUCAAAUUCAAGAAACUACCGAGGAGGUUAUAAUGGUGACAGGAGUGACUAUAGUGAUAAGGAAGGAAGCUGGAUAAACUCAAAACAACGAAAUCCAAAUCGCAGCUAUGGACGUAGCCAGUCGGAGAGGUCUGGCAUGAGGUCUGAUAGACAGGCCAAUGAUGAGAGUCAGUCUGAUAGGCAACGACGAACUUUUAGAAAUGACUCAUACAGGCAUGAGGCAAGCUCUCAAUAUCUUGUGCAGGGGCAAUCUUUUGGAUCCGCAAGCUCUAUGCGCAAACCAGGGAACAUUGCGCAUGGGGUUUAUACACCACAAUCUCCAGCUUCAAAUGGUGCUGGUGCUUUAUCUGGCCCUCCAGGACCACCAUUUUUUAUAGUGUACUCAUAUGAACCUGGGGCAAAUCAUGGUCCAUCCACAUCUGAACCAAUUGAAUUUGGUUCUCUUGGGCCACUUCCCGCAGCAGAUGGUGAUGACAUACCACGGUCCACGCGCCAAGUAAUGCCUAAUGGGUUUUAUGGGCAAAGGCGUGGUCCAUAUAGGGGUGGUUCCUCUCAUUCCUCUCCUGAUCAACCGUCCUCACCUCAGCCUCGGAGGUAGUUGAAUGAUGGCAUGGUCACUUGGUUCUGGCAUUGAAGCCCUGCGAUAGUAAUAUUUCGCUCUGGCACUCGUGACCACAUCCUGCAUGGGUUCAGACGGCUGAGGCCAUCAGCAGCCAACAACAAAAGCAUGUGCCCUAGCUGGUUUUUAUUGUGCUUUCUGAUAUCUCACAAACAUUGAAAUAGUGAAUAGCAUCAAAAGAGACAUCAGCAGCAGCAGGUUCUUUUACCGGUCACGUAUGCCCUUCUUGGAGUCGAAGCAACAAUCUUCAGAACAAAUCACGGAACUGUCAAGCCCAGAAGAUAUAUCUUCAUGCAGAAGUCUGAAUUGAACUAUGAUUAUGAGCAAGGAUGAAUUGUGAGUUCCAGCCUUCUCAAGGAUAAGAUAUUAGGUUGAAUGGAGCUGAAACAAGCAUUUCUGCGUCAAAAUCAAAUACAGUCUUGAAAAGGCAUUGGGUUUUACUACAAUUGUCAGGGAAUCAUCUGACCAUGUGUAACUGAAAGCUAAUAAUGAGUUCUUGUUUCUAGGUAGGAUCAAGAUCCUGUAACACAUACAGCAAACUUUUUGCUUAGGUGUACUAUGAGUUAGGUGGGAAUCCUAGGUUACAAAUUAUCGUGGUGUUUCUAGCUGGAGGGACAUGAAUCCAUGAUGCACUCACGCACGAGUGAAAAAUGAUCGUCUUUAUCUUCCUCUGUUCCA
Setaria italica (foxtail millet) is the source of this 4488-nucleotide messenger RNA. RefSeq lists its product as uncharacterized. The transcript has 9 exons. The record is from RefSeq and is a predicted model, not a curated record. NCBI's taxonomy places the organism in Eukaryota, Viridiplantae, Streptophyta, Magnoliopsida, Poales, Poaceae. Bases 358 to 3789 code for a protein of 1143 amino acids.